Theobroma umbraticum is the source of this 792-nucleotide messenger RNA. Its product is annotated as subtilisin-like protease SBT6.1. NCBI's taxonomy places the organism in Eukaryota, Viridiplantae, Streptophyta, Magnoliopsida, Malvales, Malvaceae. The record is from RefSeq and is a predicted model, not a curated record.
UUGUCCUCCAAAUUCAGAUUGACGAGGUUGUCGGAAGCGGAAAAUGCGAUUGAAGUUGGAGUUAGACGGAACAGAGGGAAGAAACCUCUUCUCUUUCUUUUCUCUCUAAUCCGAUGAGGGAACUUUCCCGCCAACGCAAUCAAGUGUUAACGGCCCAUCAUGAUCACAAUUCAAUCUUCGUUUCCUCUCAAAUCCUCCCUCUUCAUCCUUCUUCUCUCCCUCUCUCUUCUCCAUUUCAAACUGUCUUCCGACCCGACUGUUAACCAAUCCCUAACCCUAACGCCAAACAGAACCCAACCCCAACCCCAAACCACCCGUAACAACUACAUAAUCCGGUUCACCGACUACAAACCGGCGUCCGAUCACCGUUCGUACUUAGAAUCCAGCCUCCGAUCCGAUGGCUGGGAAUGGAUCGAGAGGCGCAACCCUGCGUCCAAGUUCCCCACCGAUUUCGGGUUGGUUUCGAUUAAGGAUUCGGUAAAAGAAGCAUUGAUCGGCAAAAUUGAGAGGCUGGGAUUAGUUAAAGAUGUGAACGUUGAUUUGAGCUAUAACAGGGGGAUGCUUGGUGCUGCUUUUGAGAACGGGAAAAAACGACCCGGAAAGAUUUUUACUUCGAUGUCGUUUAGUGAAGAGAAAAAUUGCCACGAUUCGUGUUUAAGUAAUUCUUCAAUUAAUUGGAGUCGCCAUCUUUUGAUGCAGAGGUCUCAAGUUACUUCCUUGUUUGGAGCGGAUGCUCUUUGGGGAAAAGGGUAUACUGGUGCUAAAGUGAAAAUGGCUAUUUUUGAUACUGGA